Molecule: messenger RNA, 1764 nt
Organism: Punica granatum (pomegranate)
Lineage: Eukaryota; Viridiplantae; Streptophyta; Magnoliopsida; Myrtales; Lythraceae
Source: RefSeq, a predicted model, not a curated record
CUUCAUCUCUCCCUGGCCACACUCUCUUUCUUUCUGUUCUCUUCUCUUCAAGGCAUUAAACUCCCUCGUGGCUUGAUGCUCACAUCAUCAAAUCAUUGGAUCUUUGGAGAAGAUCACCAUUGAAAGCUUUCCCACUUUCUGGUUUCAAUUGUUGGCCGGUUGUUUGUCGUUCUACGAUAGCAUAUCGCAUUAUCAUCAGGCAUGAUGAAGCUCGGGUGGUGCCACAAGUUCAAGUCUCCGUCUCUGGAGCACAGUUAGUCCCUCCCCCAUUCUUGUUGUCUCAGUCAGCAAUUCAGGACAAGGAUCCUCUCCAAGGGACCGUAAGAAUAGCAUGGCUCUAAGCAGGUCGUCGAGCGUUCAACAAGAGUACAAGGCAGCCCUCAGAACAAACUCGUAUGUGAAACUUUGGAGUAAAGUCCAGUCCCAGCUAAUGAGAUCGACAAGCUUCGGUCUCCUCACCUCAGUGUCCUCGAGAAAUCUAUUCAUAGCCCAUCUCUCCGAGACCCUGCUUGAGCCAGGCAGAGAAACCCUGGCAGGCAUGAUCAAGAACCUGCGUCUCCAUCACCUCGUCAUGGAAUACUUAGGGGCGAGCUCGGGAGCAUGUGACAUCUGUGAGCUUCUCCUUGUCGGGGUCCACCAGACUCAAGUGAACUACGGGCGGAUUAGGAAGGUCAUCAGGUUGACUCAGAGGGCCUAUGACUGCUCUAGCAAUUAUACCAACCACCAGUGCGAAAUCAUCUCCCGAGAACUUGGAGCAUUCUCAUCUCUCAGGAAUCCAUUAUUAGUUGUCAGCCGAUUGCAGUUCCAUGACAUUAAUGAAAGCUACACAAUCCUCCUCCAUGAGCUCGUCGAGAAACGCGAGAGGAUUAAGAGGAAAGCAAGGCUGGCUAGAUUGUGCGAGCGACCUGGAAGUUGCUGCCUUGUUGCCUCAUGCAGGGUAAUGGGGAUGGCUUCUUUUGUGCAUGCGGCCCAUGGGGCACUUGUGGCAGUGUCUGCCCCAGGGCUAAUAUAUCGGUGCUUCGGCUUAGGGCUCUUCCCUAAUAAUAAGGAGAAAACAAUCAAUGACAGCCCAUCUACAACAUUUUCAUUCCCUAACCCUAAGAAAUCGAUGGCAUGGGUACGAUGGGCAGCCUUGUUGGGCGACUGCAGGAUGAGGUUGAGCACACUCGAGAGUGGGCCGACAUGGGAGCUAAGAAUUCGAAGAGAGAUAAGAUUCUCAAGGAAGUCGUGAGGGAACUCGACUUGAACAGCUUGUGCUUCAUGGAGCUGCUAGAGGAGCUCGAGGAACACAUCUACUUGUGCCUCCUUGCCAUAAACAAAUCCAGAAGGUCUCUCCUUCAAGAGAUACUGUAAUGUUGUCCUUGAAGCAAGAGGAUGGAAAUAAAUGACCAUCGGGAACAUUGAUAUGGCCAUGGUUGCAGCAAUACGGUCCACUGAUUCAUGAUUCUCGGGGACUAUAUUUCAUUGAUUCGUUCCCGUUAACAUAUUCUUAGGUUAAUACUCAGUAUUCUUGUCUGGGAAUUGCAUAGAAAUCGGAAAUGACCCCGUUUCUUAUCAGCAUCUAUUGCCAAUGACUUGGUAUCCUCAAGUUUUAUUAGGCGAGGGGGCCUCAAUCAGUUCGGGCAAUGAGCUGGGCCUGAUCAUAUUAUUCAGAAGAAACCUAGAUUCUUUGGCUACUUUGUUCGUUAUUGUUGGUUUGUCUUGUUAUUCAUUUUCAAUGCAAAAAAGGUGCCUUUGGAUGCGUUUCCAUCAGGCGCGUUUAUG